Molecule: messenger RNA, 2276 nt
Organism: Andrographis paniculata
Lineage: Eukaryota; Viridiplantae; Streptophyta; Magnoliopsida; Lamiales; Acanthaceae
Product: probable E3 ubiquitin-protein ligase ARI2
Exons: 7
Coding region: 285-2066 (593 amino acids)
Biological process (GO): protein polyubiquitination; positive regulation of proteasomal ubiquitin-dependent protein catabolic process; ubiquitin-dependent protein catabolic process
Cellular component (GO): cytoplasm; ubiquitin ligase complex
Molecular function (GO): ubiquitin protein ligase activity; ubiquitin conjugating enzyme binding; zinc ion binding
Source: RefSeq, a predicted model, not a curated record
CAGCCCAGUAUGCCGCUGCUAUAUCUAUCUCUCCCCUUCUUGAAACCCUUGUGCGGCAUACUUCCCCAAUCUUUCGCAAUCCCCUCUCUAUCUAUAACAUAAUUCUCUCAAAUCCCUCUGCACCUGCACCCUGAUUCUCGGCACAAUUCCCCAUCAAUUUUCCCCCAGUCGGAUUGUAGUGUCCCGAAUCGGAGACCCUUUUGAUUUUUUUUUUUUUUUCAUUAAUUUCUCUACGUAUACGCAGUUAUCUGUAUAGAGGUCGGUGAUCAAAAAGGGGCACGAUUAUGGAGGAUGAUUACUACAUGAGCGGUGGCAGUGAGGAGGAGGAUGAUUGCUAUUCAUCCGAUCGAGAAGGAGAAUCGCUCGACAAUCUCGAGAAUGAAGAGUCCGACAUCCAGUGGGCCCAGGCAAAACCCCCGUCGUCCAAGGUCAUCACAAGAGAGUCCCUGUUGGCUGCACAGAGGGAAGAUUUACGGAGGGUAAUGGAGUUGCUAUCAGUAAGAGAGCAUCAUGCAAGAACUCUUCUCAUUCAUUAUCGAUGGGAUGUUGAGAAACUAAUAUCAGUUUGUGUGGAGAGGGGAAGAUCUUUUAUGUUUUCCCAAGCAGGUGUUACUGUUGAACAUAUUGACCUUGACCCACUAGAAUCCUCCUCUAUGGUGAUGUGCAAUAUCUGUAUGGAUGAUAUACCUGCAAAGGAUGUGACCAAAAUGGACUGCGGCCAUUGCUUUUGCAACGACUGUUGGACAGAGCAUUUCAUUGUCAAAAUAAACGAGGGACAAAGCAAAAGGAUCACAUGUAUGGCACAUAAAUGCAAUGCCAUCUGUGAUGAAGCUAUUGUCAGAAAGCUUGUUAGUGUGAGGCAUCCUAAUUUAGCAGAGAAAUUUGAUCGAUUUCUUCUGGAGUCGUACAUUGAAGACAACAAAAUGGUGAAAUGGUGUCCCAGUGCACCACAUUGUGGGAAUGCAAUCCGGGUAGAAAAUGAUGAAUUUUGUGAGGUAGAAUGUUCUUGUGGUUUUCAGUUCUGUUUCAGUUGUUCAUCAGAAGCCCAUUCACCCUGUUCAUGCAUGAUGUGGGAGCUGUGGACAAAGAAAUGUCGUGAUGAAUCUGAGACUGUCAACUGGAUUACUGUACAUACAAAGCCUUGUCCGAAGUGCCACAAACCUGUUGAGAAGAAUGGUGGUUGCAACCUAGUGAGCUGCAUAUGUGGCCAAGCAUUUUGUUGGCUUUGCGGUGGAGCUACAGGCCGAGACCAUACUUGGUCCCAUAUUACUAAUCAUAGCUGUGGUCGUUAUAAAGAAGACAGUGAACAGAAAGCAGAGCGUGCAAAGCGAGAUCUUUAUAGAUACAUGCACUAUCAUAGUCGCUAUAAAGCUCAUACAGACUCCUUUAAGCAGGAGAACAGGCUUAGGGAAACAAUAAAGGAUAAGGUAUCAAAUUUGGAAAAAAAGGAGUCACAAUUAAGAGAUUUUAGCUGGGUUACAAGUGGUCUUUACAGGCUCUUCAGAUCAAGACGGGCUCUUUCAUACUCAUAUCCUUUUGCAUUCUACAUGUUUGGUGAUGAGAUCUUCAAGAAUGAAAUGACCCAAGAGCAAAGUGAAAUAAAGCAGCAUUUAUUUGAAGACCAGCAGCAGCAGCUUGAGUCAAAUGUUGAGCAGCUAUCGAAAUUUCUUGAGGAGCCAUUUGAUGAGUAUUCUGAGGAACGAAUCAUGCAUAUAAGGAUGCAAGUGAUUAAUCUUACUGUGAUCACCGACAACCUGUGCAAGAAAAUGUAUGAAUGUAUUGAAAAUGACUUGUUGGGCUCGCUUCAAUAUUCAAUUCACAUUAUUGCUCCUUACCAGUCUAAAGGCAUUGAGAAGGCAGAAGAGCUGAUUGUUGGAAGGAACAUACAGGCCAAUGGCAAUUGUCAGAAGGUUGCUGAUGUACCCAAUGAAGUGACAGAUACAGGUGAAGCAUCUUCAUCGGCAAAUUCAAAUGAAAGUCUAUUAUUGUCACGGAAACGUCCUAGACAAGGCAGUAGUUCUGUACACAACAAUGUAUUUGAUCUCAACUUGCCUGCGGACUCCUGAAGACAGUUCUGAAGUUAGCGGAGGAUGAAGAUGAUGAUUCAGGACAUUCGAUGGAGAAAAAGAUAUAUAUAUAUAUAUUAUAUUCCUGGAAUAUGUAUAUAGCCUUUUAAUUUUUGUUAGACUCGGACGUGAAUGAGAAUAAUUGUGUAGAACCUCCAUUGAAAUGCUGAAAAUAAUAUUUAUUAUUUUAAUUAUUUAAUUGUUCUCAUA